CCCCAAGUCAAGGCCAUACCUCAGAGAGUAAACAUGGCGGAGUCGAAGAUGGUACAUUCCCCAUUGGUUACAUUCGUAUCAAUGCUCUCACUUCUAACGCUCUGCCCUCCUUUCGUUAUUCUACUAUGGUAUACGAUGGUCCAUGCUGAUGGGUCUAUAUUGGAGACAUGUAAUUAUCUAAGGCAGCAUGGGCUACAGGGAUUUAUUGAUAUUUGGCCAAAACCCACUGCAAUUGCAUGGAAAAUAAUUUUCUGUUAUGGAGCAUUCGAGGCUGCCCUUCAGCUUUUGUUACCAGGCAAAAGGGUUGAAGGACCAAUAUCUCCUUCAGGAAAUAGGCCUGUCUACAAGGCAAAUGGUUUGGCAGCAUAUAUGGUAACAUUAAUCACAUAUCUUGGUCUUUGGUGGUUUGGGAUAUUCAACCCAACGAUUGUCUAUGAUCAUUUGGGAGAAAUAUUUUCAGCACUCAUUUUUGGAAGCUUCAUCUUCUGUAUUUUCUUAUACAUAAAGGGUCAUGUGGCACCAUCUUCAACUGAUUCUGGUUCAUGUGGAAAUGUAAUAGUCGAUUUCUACUGGGGUAUGGAGCUGUAUCCUCGCAUUGGCAAGAACUUUGAUAUCAAAGUUUUCACAAACUGCAGAUUUGGGAUGAUGUCUUGGGCAGUUCUUGCUGUGACCUAUUGCAUAAAGCAGUAUGAAGCACAAGGGAGAGUGGCUGAUUCUAUACUUGUAAAUACUAUAUUGAUGCUGGUGUAUGUCUCAAAAUUCUUUUGGUGGGAAGCUGGAUACUGGAACACGAUGGAUAUUGCACAUGAUCGAGCUGGCUUUUAUAUUUGUUGGGGAUGCUUGGUAUGGGUUCCAUCUGUGUAUACUUCUCCUGGCAUGUACCUAGUCAAUCAUCCUGUGAAUCUGGGAACUCAGCUCGCAAUAUAUAUUCUUGUAGCAGGCAUUCUAUGCAUAUACAUCAACUAUGAUUGUGACAGGCAAAGGCAAGAAUUUCGCAGAACAAAUGGGAAGUGCGUGGUUUGGGGGAAAGCUCCAUCAAAGAUUGUUGCCUCAUACACUACAACAUCGGGUGAGACGAAGACCAGCCUUCUCCUAACCUCGGGAUGGUGAGUUAUUUUUAUAUUGCAUUUUGCUAAUAGAACCUAGGAACAUUACUAAAAGAGUUGUUUAGGAUAGAUUGAGGUAAGUUCAGCAGGUCCUAGUUCAUCGAACAAAUUUAGUGAACUCGCAGAUCAUGCAUAUCAAAAUGGUCAGAACUUUCAUGGAAGUUGAGAAUUUCAUUUAGGGGUCG
Molecule: messenger RNA, 1291 nt
Organism: Ilex paraguariensis (yerba mate)
Lineage: Eukaryota; Viridiplantae; Streptophyta; Magnoliopsida; Aquifoliales; Aquifoliaceae
Source: the annotation of a GenBank genome assembly